Molecule: messenger RNA, 1934 nt
Organism: Cololabis saira (Pacific saury)
Lineage: Eukaryota; Metazoa; Chordata; Actinopteri; Beloniformes; Belonidae
Product: acidic amino acid decarboxylase GADL1-like
Exons: 15
Coding region: 64-1623 (519 amino acids)
Biological process (GO): carboxylic acid metabolic process
Cellular component (GO): cytoplasm
Molecular function (GO): carboxy-lyase activity; pyridoxal phosphate binding
Source: RefSeq, a predicted model, not a curated record
UGUAAGCGCGGAGAGCCAGACCAGGGAAGAGCACAGAUCUCCAGACCCGCAUUAAGCUGCAAGAUGAUGACCGCAGAAGAGAAUUCGAGUCAAAGCCCCGCGGCACAUCCAGGGCGUCCAGAGAAAUGUUGUCCGGUUGUCAUUGACGACGUCCCCCUGAACGGCCCCUCCCUGAACAUCCCCGACGCAGAGGAGUUCAUCCAGCGGUCGCUGGCCGUUAUCAUGGAAGAUGCGGUGAAAAAGGCCACGGAUGUCAGAGAGAAGGUGUGCGAGUGGAAGUCUCCCGAGCAGCUGAAGGAGCUGCUGGACCUGGAGCUGAGAGAGCAGGGAGAGACGGAGUCCAAGACCCUCCAGCGGUGCAGAGAUGCCAUCAGAUACAGCGUCAAGACCACACAUCCCCGUUUCUUCAACCAGCUGUACGCCGGCAUGGAGCCCUACUCCAUGGUGGCCAGCUUCAUCGUGGAGGCCCUCAAGCCCAGUCUGUACACGUAUGAGGUGUCCCCGGUGUUCACCCUGGUGGAGGAGGCUGUGCUGAGGAAGAUGAUGGAGAUCGUCGGCUGGGCGGAGGGAGGAGACGGGAUCUUCAACGCAGGGGGCUCCAUGUCCAACAUGUACGCCAUGAACUUGGCCCGGUACCAGCACUGCCCCGACCUGAAGGAGCUGGGUCUCUCCGCCGCUCCGCGGCUGGCUGCCUUCACGUCGCAGGAGUGUCAUUAUUCAAUUUCCAAAGCUGCUGCUUUCCUGGGAGUCGGUACGAAGAAUGUCUACGUGGUGCCGGCUGAUAAGAGAGGGAAGAUGAUUCCUGCGGCUCUCCGGGAGCAAAUAGAGUUGGCUAAGAGUGAGGGCGCGGUUCCCUUCAUGGUGAACGCCACGGCGGGGACCACGGUGUUGGGAGCGUUCGACCCCAUCGACGAGAUCGCCGACGUCUGCGAGGAGCACGGCCUGUGGCUGCACGUGGACGCGUGCUGGGGAGGGGCAGCUCUCAUGUCCAGGAAGCACAAGCACCUGCUGAAGGGCGUGCAGAGAGCCAACUCCGUUGCCUGGAACCCUCACAAGAUGCUGAUGGCGUGUUUGCAGUGCUCCGCGUUCCUGGUCAGAGACAAGACGAGCCUCCUGCAGCGCUGCCACUCCGCCCAGGCCUCCUACCUCUUCCAGCAGGACAAGUUCUACGACGUCAGCUACGACACGGGGGACAAGUCGGUCCAGUGCAGCCGGAAGCCCGACGCCUUCAAGUUCUGGCUGAUGUGGAAGGCCCUGGGGACCCGGGAGCUGGAGCAGAGGGUGGACCGGGCCCUGGCCAUGGCCAGGUAUCUGGCACUUCAAGUCAAAGAGAGAGAAGGGUUUCGUCUGCUGAUGGAGCCUGAAUAUUCAAAUAUUUGCUUCUGGUACAUCCCACCGAGUCUGAGGAACCUGCCUGAAGACGCCGACUUCUGGAAGAAGCUGCACAACGUGGCGCCAGUGAUCAAGGAGCGCAUGAUGAAGCGGGGCAGCAUGAUGGUGGGCUACCAGCCCCACGGGGGCAAGGCCAACUUCUUCAGGAUGAUCGUCAUCAGCCCGCAGGUCAGCCGGCAGGACAUGGACUUCGUGCUGGACGAGAUUCACGACCUGGGGAAGGACUUGUGAUGAUCGGCCAGGUCUCCAGCUGGGGGACACGGACCCGUCUGACCGUCUGACCCGUCUGACCCGUCUGACCGUCUGACCCCUCUCACUACCACCACACACUUUCUUCCACAGGGAACUUCCUCUGUGGUUGAAAAAGGGACAUUUUCUUUACCUUGAAACCUCCUGGAUGUAAUAUAACGUUUGCAUUUGUUUUUAUAACUGUGUUUAUUUUCAAAUUCCACACUCAUUAAAAUGUUGUUUACUUGUAAUUCCUGCAGAGCAGCUGUUUAUAUUGAUCUGUGUUAGGGCUGGGGAUCCAUUCAAAUGUCAAG